AAGCUGUCACACCCCUGCAUACCCCAGUUCGAGCCCCGCCGCCCCCCCUGACACCCCGCCAUGCAGCCCUCAGACAGCGACGAUGAGCUGGACUCCCCCGAUGGGCCCGGCUCAUCGCACAUCCCACCCAGCAUCUAUGUCAUAAAGUUCCACCCCGCCACGGCCCGCGAGGCGAUCGAAUUUCUCAUCGAGCGGAUAGAAGCCAAGAAUAAGUAUGGCGGGGCGGAGCUGCUCAUCAGGUGUGAGCCGCAGAAACAGGCCCAGGGCGUCACCGUUCACGUCUCGGCCACCAAGAUCAAGCUCCUGGAGGUGGCGGAGGCGGUGGAGCUGCAGAAGAGGGCGGCGUCAGGUCUCAUACAGGAGUUCAGCGUGCGAGACUUGGACCAGUUUCUGUACGCGGGCCAGACUUUGGACACUGUGCUGACGCCGGCGGAGAGAGAGUUCUGCGUCAGGCAUGAACUGGAGAGCCUCAGGGCCAAGCAGGAGGAGAGUCACGUGCCCGGCUACCCCGCGGUGAAGCUGUACCCUGGCCAGCCCCUGCUGACCGUGUACCAGGAAGAGGAGCUCGUCACGGACUUCUUCCCGCUGCACGACCGCCAGGUGCUGGAGAACCUAGCGAGCGACUGGUACAAGGCCAUCUUCCAGGGCGCGCCGCUGGACAGGAUCCGAAACUACUUUGGAGAGAGCGUGGCGAUGUACUUCAGUUUCCUCGGCUUCUACACGCUGGCCCUGGCCUUCCCCGCGGCUCUGGGCGUGGCUCAACUCUUCCUUUCCGUGGACACCCUCACAGAGUACGCCCUCUUCGCCGCCUUCAACCUGGUGUGGGUGACGGUACUCCUGGAGCUUUGGAAGAGGCGGUGUGCGGGCCUGGCGUAUAGCUGGGGAACGCUGCUUCACCACGGACACCAGCAUGCCACCAGGCCGGGUUUCAGAGGACGCAUGACUCAGCACCCAGUUACCGGCAGAUACGAGCCUUACUACCCUGAAUGGAAAACCCGCAGCAAGAUCUACAUGGUGUCGGCGCCGGCUGUGGGGGUGUGCGUGGUGGCCGCUCUCUGGGUGAUGGUCGCGGCUUUCUGGGCUGAGGAGCAACUGAUCGAUUGGAAGCGGCGGUACGGGUCGGUGGCGGGCGUCUUCACCCACGUGCCCAGCGCCUUCUACGCGUGCCUGGUGUGGCUCAUGAACUUUUACUACAGGAGGCUGGCCAACGCCCUCACGGAUUGGGAAAACCACCGGACCCACGAGGCUCACGAAUGGCAUCGCGUUAGCAAGCUGGUCGUCUUCGAGUUCGUCAACAACUUCUCUUCCCUCUUCUACAUCGCCUUCUACAUCCAGGAUAUGGACAUGCUCUGCUCGCAAGUUGCCACGAUGUUGAUAGUUACUCAGAUGAUCAAUCACUUCCAAGAGGCCUUACUUCCUUACGUGGUGAAGAGGGCUUAUAACCAGUUCGCCGCGGAGGUCUUGGCCCAGCUUCGCCGCCACCCAUGGACGUCGCCGCUGUUCGAGGAGCCCGUCAAACUGGUCCACGGCCUUGGCCCCGAGGACGACCCUAUCACCGUGCUGGCCCUCGACCCCAAGGACCCGCGUAUCACCCAGGCCAAGGAGGAGGCUGACCUUGACCCAUAUCAGGACUGCUACGAGGACUACCUGGAGAUGUUCCUGCAGUUCGGGUACGUGUUCCUGUUCUCCUCCGUGUACCCCAUGGCGGCCUUCUGGGCGGUGCUCAACAACAUCCUGGAGCUGAAGACCGACGCCUUCAAGCUGUGCCGCGUGUUCCGCCGGCCCAGGGUCAAGAAGGUGGCCUCCAUCGGGGUCUGGCAGGGCGCCUUCGAGUUGCUGGGGGCCAUGGCUGUAAUGACGAACUGCGCCCUGCUCUGCCUGUCCCCCCGCGUGCGCCCCCUGGCCCCCAGCGCUUCCCCCGUGGAAUGGGUGCUUCUCUUCGUCCUCUUGGAGCACCUCAUCCUGGCCGCCAAGAUGUGCCUCAUGUGGGUGGUGCCGAACCAGCCGGCGUGGGUGCGUCAGGCCCUGGAGAAGGUGUCCUAUCAAGCGAAACUGGCCCUGCGGAAUGAGCGUGGCAAGAAGACCCGUCGACACCUCUCCCGCCGCUUCCGGAGUGUCCACGGCGUGCCCCGCUCCGGCUCGCGCUCCCGCGGCACCACGCCCGUGGCCCAGAACGGCGGCCUCCGGCACCGCACGCCGCCCAGGGGGGACUACCGGGACUACUAGCCACGCCCGACGCACAUGCACUGCCCAACUAGCCCAAAGUGUCCCUCGAUUAGCCCAAGUAGCGGUCAGAUAACCCAAAGUGUCACCAGAUUAGCCCCCACACUGUCCAAACGCUGCCCACAUAACCGCCCUAAAGUGUCCCCCAAUUAGCCCAAGUAGCGGUCAGAUAGCCCAAAGUGUCCCUCAAUUAGCCCAAGUAGCGGUCAGAUAACCCAAAGUGUCACCAGAUUAGCCCCCACACACUUAAAACGCCGCCCACAUAACCGCCCUAAAGUGUCCCUCAACCAGUCCAACAAGUGUUCAGAUAGUUCAAAGCAACGUUGCCAGGUCGUCGUACUCCGCCUCUUUUGUUUGCCGAUUUCCGACCCAAAAACUGCUUUCAUCACCCAAACAACUGCCUUCAUAUAUGGUUCUCGUUUAAAUGGUUACUUAUUGGUGCUUCUUGGCAACAGUUGGUGGCCAAAAACCGGUAAAUACGCGGCUCUUGAGUACGAUAACCUGGCAACGGUGGUUCAAAGUAUCCCUCAACCAGCCUGAUUAUCGUCGAGGUAGUUCAAAAUGUCACUUACCCAGGCCAGGCAGCAUCUGGAUAGCCUGCAAUGUCCCUGAACCAGCCCAGUUAGCGGUCAUAUAACCCAAACUGUCCCUGAACCAGCCUAAACUGCCCUUCAUCCAGUCCAACAAGGCGAUACACGUAGGUCUGCAGGGUUUGCUAGACCAUGAAAAGGGUGCCGAGGGACUGCAAUUAGACCCCAUACUAGCUUCUCCCUUUUUGACUUUCCACCAGUCCCUCCUCGCUGAGUGUCUUCCCAUCACGGGUUACAAGGAUAUUCUAGUCAAUUUCUAGUCAUGUUUGAGUCACGUUCUAGUCAUGUUCGGGUCAUGUGUAUGUAUAUCUUCGACCUCCUCCUCUGCUUCUUCCUCCUCUCCCACUUCCUUCUCCUCCUGCAAAGAGAAAUGUGUCCUCCCCAAACUAGGGUUAUAAGAAUCGAAGCUAUUCCCUAAUCGAAGGUAUUCCCCAAACGAAGAUAUUUCCCAAACGAAGAUCUUACCCAAACAACGGUAUUCCCCAAGUUCAGGUAUUCCCCAGAUAACGGUAUCCAUCAAGUAAAGGAUUUCCCCAAGUAAAAGGAUUUCCUGAUCUUAGAUAUUCCCCAGUGGAAGGUAUUCUCCAAUCUAAGAUGUUCCCCACACUAAGAUCUUCCCCAAUCGAAGGUCACAAUCAUCUAAGAUCUUUCCCAAUCUAAGGUCACAAGUAUCAAAGGUCAUCCCCAAACAACGGUCACAAGAAACUAAUCUAAGGUCACAAUGAUCUAAGAGCUACCCCAACUAAGACCUUACCAUACUAAGAUCCUCCCCAGUCGAAGGUCACAAGAAUCUAAGGUCUUCCGAAGCUAAAGUCAGGAAUCUAAGGUGUUCCCAGUCUACGGUCACAAUGAUGUUUCCCACUAUGGCCACAAGAUUGUAAGGUCUGUCCCUAACUAGUGUCUAAGGGUGAUGUCCUCCUCCACUAGGGACAAAGGUGUAACAUAUCCCAGGUCCUCCUCUACUAGGGACAAAGGUGUAACAUAUCCCAGGUCCUCCUCCACUAGGGACAAAGGUGUAACAUAUCCCAGGUCUAAGCUCUAAGGGUGUACCGUCUUCCGCAGACUAAACUCUAAAUAUAU
Eriocheir sinensis (Chinese mitten crab) is the source of this 3893-nucleotide messenger RNA. RefSeq names its product anoctamin-10-like. Gene Ontology annotation, cellular component: plasma membrane. Lineage: Eukaryota; Metazoa; Arthropoda; Malacostraca; Decapoda; Varunidae. The record is from RefSeq and is a predicted model, not a curated record. The coding region runs from base 61 to 2226 and encodes 721 amino acids. Gene Ontology annotation, biological process: chloride transmembrane transport. The transcript is spliced from 14 exons. Gene Ontology annotation, molecular function: chloride channel activity.